GCCUUUUCUGAUGCGUUGUUGUGCGUUGGUGUUUCAGGUGUGUGAAUGAGGACUCCCCGCUGGAAUUUGUGCCGAGCAAAGCUGGACGAGGAGUGGAUCCCCACGCCUGGUGCUCUGUUUGAGUGGGGGAGGAGCGGGCACGGCUGAAGACCGUCGAGGAGCAGAGUGUGAGUGGCUGCGCCAUUGCGUUGGGCCUCAGGAGAGCAGUGUGUGACUGUGUGUCGAGCAUCCUGCGUGGCCGUUGCCAGAAAGCAGCCUCCUGGAGAGCAGCAGAGCAGCAGGCUGUCUGCGCUAUGGCCGCUGAAGUGCAUUUCUCGGCCCCUGAGAUCCCUGAGCCCACGCUGAUGGAGAACGUGCUGCGCUACGGCCUCUUCUUUGGAGCCGUUUUCCAGCUUGUGUGCGUGUUGGCCAUAAUGCUGCCAGUUCCCAAGUGCCCAGAGACAGACUCGGACGGCUUGGAGUCUAAGACUUGGGAGACGGUGAAGAAACCAAAGGCAAGUGCUGCACAGCUGAGCAAGAAAGCCAAGAAGGAAAGCAAAAAGAAACGGUGAGGGCUUGAGCGAUACGCCUCAAAGGCCAAAGGGAGCAGCGGGAAUGCUUGGUGAGAGGUGCUCCAAAGGCAGCGCACUGCACGUCUGGUUUUGUGGCGUGGCCGUGCUUUCCCUUGCACGGACAUUGGAGAGGAACUGAGGAAGCUGGAAGGGCUUCUGAUGCGUGACCAACAAAUCGGACUUUGCCUGUGUGGGAUUUCAUGUCUGGCAAGAGCUGGGGACGCUGCAUUCCUUGAGGGUCCUUCAGCUCGAUAGCUGUUUCAGAAUGUUGAUGAUGAGGUGAACUUAGCGCAUGUCGCUGGUCAUGAGCGGUGUCCAGUCUAUUUUAUUUUCUGAUGACAUAUCUACAACAUGCAACCCAAAUCCCUUAGUUUAAAAUAAAAGGGAAAGAAACCUUUU
Centrocercus urophasianus (Greater sage-grouse) is the source of this 950-nucleotide messenger RNA. Its product is annotated as protein MANBAL-like. The record is from RefSeq and is a predicted model, not a curated record. The coding region runs from base 294 to 551 and encodes 85 amino acids. Lineage: Eukaryota; Metazoa; Chordata; Aves; Galliformes; Phasianidae. The transcript is spliced from 4 exons. Gene Ontology annotation, cellular component: membrane.